Molecule: messenger RNA, 1604 nt
Organism: Nylanderia fulva
Lineage: Eukaryota; Metazoa; Arthropoda; Insecta; Hymenoptera; Formicidae
Source: RefSeq, a predicted model, not a curated record
AGAAAUUAUCUCAGGCCCCGUUAUUUCUAUUCAAUAGCAAACGGCAUUUAGUUUAACAAAGCAGAAUGUCUAAUACCGCCGUACAGAUAAAACCGUGUGAAACAAAGCAUAUUACCGAUGUUCCCGCAGUCAAGAGUAAUAAUACAAGCAUAUACAAAUUGUGUUCGUUCGAAGAAGUAAAAGAAAUAACAAAACAUGCGUUAAACGACGAUGCCACUGUGGUAGAAUAUAUUAUGCGACCGUAUUCCGAUGGAAAAAUCGGAUUUCUCAGCUCUCAUUAUCGCCUGGACGUACACACCUCGACAAAGAAAAAAGAAACCAUCGCGUUCUUCCUCAAGACUAUACCCUUCGAAGUACCCGUGCAAGCCGAUUACGUGGCAAAGAAGGGUGUCUUCGAGAAAGAGGCCAAGUUUUACGGUGUUAUAAUGCCGUUGCUUCGCGAGGGAUUCCGCAGAAAGCCAUGGUCGCCCAUGUGUUACAAGGUGACAAACAACUAUAUAGCAUUCGAGGAUCUAGGUGGCGAGGGUUAUUCGACGCGAGACAAGCUCUUCGACGAGACGCUGGUGCGCGCGGGUUUAAAUAGCCUCGCAAGAUUACACGCGGCCUCUUUGUUGGCAGAAGCGCGUCUCGAUGUACCCUUUAAUCAAUUACACCCUGACGCUUUUACGGAGAAAGCCUUCGAUCGCGAGGGGCUGACGCGAAAGUGGAUGGAAGUGGGCUUCGAGCUGGCCGUGGUCAUAGCCAAACGUCAUGGAUUCGACCCUCAUCUGGUACGCGUGGCUUGCGAACGAAUAUAUGACAUUACGGAGCCGUCGAGCACCAAGAUGAACGUGGUCAGUCACGGAGAUCUUUGGGGCAACAAUCUUAUGUUCAAUAACGACGUGCCGCCCAAUUGUUUGCUGGUGGAUUAUCAACUACUGAGGUACACUCCGAUGGCGCACGACAUCGCGCAGUUCCUGUAUCUGUGCACGGAUCGUAGUUUCCGAGAGACGCGGGAGAACGCGAUGCUGAAGCACUAUUACAAGACGCUGUGCGAGAUCCUGGACGCUCAUGGGGCGGUGCAAAAACCCUGCUGGUCAGAGAUAGUCCAGGGUAUGGAGGAGCAACGUGUGUCCGCUCUUAUUACCGCGGUACUUUACUUUCCUACUAUUUUGAUGGAUGAGAGUCUAGGCGCGGAAAUUUUGGGUGAUUCGGAGUCCUACACCAAGUACUGUUUUGAAGAUAGAACGGAGUUCGUCUUGUCAAACAUGAAGAAAGACUUAGUCUACGGGAGAAGGAUCACAGAAGCCGUCAUCGAACUGGCCGAGCUCGCUUCGAAAGUAGAUCAAUUACCAAAACCGUCUUAAAAAUCAGGUCGAACGAGAAGUCAGGCCGAGCUGUAAGAUUAUUUGAGGAAAUUUACUAACACACUAGAACAAAAAGCAAAAGGGCUUUUAUUUUUGAUGAGUUAGUUUGAAAGUAGCAACGGCUAUCAGCUGGAGGAAACGUUCAGGGGGACGACCGCGUUAACGUAGAGGUCCACAGCUUCUGUAGAUAUAAGCUAGUCAGCUGUACAUACAUCAUUCAUGGCAUUCAAAAAUAAAGAGCAUAUUUGUGAUAAAAGA